Molecule: messenger RNA, 2871 nt
Organism: Vicia villosa (hairy vetch)
Lineage: Eukaryota; Viridiplantae; Streptophyta; Magnoliopsida; Fabales; Fabaceae
Product: pentatricopeptide repeat-containing protein At1g63080, mitochondrial-like
Exons: 1
Coding region: 214-1815 (533 amino acids)
Molecular function (GO): protein binding
Source: RefSeq, a predicted model, not a curated record
UAGGAUUGAUGCUAGGGUUUUCAUCCAGACAUCUUUAAAUUUUGAUGAAGUAGAAGUAGAUAGAUAGAUAGUAGCUAGUAUUCAAAGCAAAUAAAAGAAAAAUAUUUAAACCUAACAUUUACUAUUAUAAAUUACUCCCCUGUCCCAUCCGAUAAGUUAUUCUUUAAUUUCAAUUCCAACAAUUUGUUCAGUGUGCCGAGCGAGAAGACAACAAUGUCGUUUUUAAGGUACGUCGCUGCUUCUGUUUCCAUUUCCAAAUCGAGACCAUACUCUCACUGUCUCCACCAUUUGAAUGAUGAUGUUGUUUCCUUGUUCAACCAAAUGCUCCAUAAGAAUCCCACCCCACCCGCCGUUGAAUUUGGCAAAAUUUUAGUUUCUCUUGUCAAAGCCAAACAUUACUCUACUGUUGUUUUCCUUUCUCGCCAAAUGGAAUUCAGUAGAGUUACUCCUAAUUUGGUAAUUCUCAAUAUUCUCAUCAAUUCUCUUUCUCAAUUGGGUCAUAUUACUUUUGCUUUUUCUGUUUUUGCAAAGAUUCUCAAAAGGGGUUAUCACCCAGAUGCCAUAACUUUGAAUACAAUCAUCAAGGGUCUCUGUCUCAAAGGUCACCUCCAUCAAGCAUUGCAAUUUCAUGAUAAACUACUAGCUCAGCGAUUUCAGUUGGACCAAGUUACUUAUGGGAUAUUGAUCAAUGGUCUAUGCAAAGCCGGACAAACAACUGCAGCGCUACAGUUGCUCAGACGAGUUGAUGGGAAGUUGGUCCACCCUGAUGUGGUAAUGUACACUACUAUUAUUGAUAGCAUGUGCAAACAUAAACUUAUUAAUGAUGCAUGUGAUUUAUAUUCCGAAAUGCUCGCUAAGAGGAUUUCUCCUAAUGUUUUCACUUACUCUGCUUUAAUUAGUGGCUUUUGUAUUAUUGGUAAAUUGAAAGAAGCAAUUGAUUUAUUUAAAAUAAUGACAUUGGAAAACAUCAAUCCGAACGUGUAUACUUUUAAUAUAUUGGUUGAUGCGUUUUGUAAGGAAGGGAAGGUGAAAGAAGCACAAAAUGUGUUAGCUAUGAUGAUUAAAAAUGACAUUAAACUUAAUGUUGUUACUUAUAGCUCUUUAAUGAAUGGAUAUUGUCUAGUAAAUGAAGUGAACAAGGCCAAUUGUAUAUUCAAGACUAUGGUCCAAAGGGGAGUGACUGCUGAUGUUUGGAGCUAUACUAUCAUGAUCGAUGGACUUUGUAAGGUUAAAAUGGUAGACGAAGCUCUUAAUCUCUUCAAAGAAAUGCAUUGCAGCAAAAUCAUUCCUGAUACAAUAACCUAUAGUUCCCUUAUUGAUGGCUUGUGCAAAUUGGGAAGAAUCUCACAUGCUUUGGAGCUUGUCGAUGAGAUGCGUGAUAAAGGUCAACUACCUGAUAUAAUUACGUACAAUUCUAUAUUGGAUGCUUUAUGCAAAAACCAUCAAGUUGAUAAGGCAAUUGCAUUUUUUAAAGAAUUUAAAGAUAAAGGUAUUCAACCUAAUGUGUACACAUACACUAUUCUUAUCGAUGGAUUGUGUAAAGGUGGAAGACUAAAGGAUGCAAAAAAGGUUUUUGAAGAACUUUUGGUCAAAGGUUACACUCUUGAUGCCUGUACAUAUAAUGUUAUGAUCCAUGGAUUUUGUAAGAGUGAUUUGUUUGAUGAAGCAUUGACAUUGCUGUCAAAAAUGAAAGACAGUGGUUGCAUUCCGGAUGCUCAAACUUAUGAAAUCAUUAUUCUUUCCCUAUUUGAAAAUGAUGAAAAUGAUAAAGCAGAGAAACUUCUUCGUGAAAUGAUUGUGAGAGGUCUACUAUAAAAUAAAAAAUUGAGAAGAUGCUUAUAUGGGCCUUCACGCAAGAUGUUUGGUUUUAAACUGUUGCUCUUAUCUUUUGAAUGUCAUUGCUAUAAGCAUGGGCCAUGAUAUUUAGGGUAAAAGGUUGGUUAGUGAAGUAGAACAUUUAUAAGUUCUGAUUUCAUUUUUAAGUUUGGAAGCCUUUGGCUUUGAGCUGUUUCUAUUGUCUUUUUAAUGUCAUUGCUAUUCUGAAGUUACAAUACUUCCAUUAAUACAAUGUCCAUUUGAUUCAUAUCCACCAAAGUACAUGUAGCAAUUGGGCUGUUUAUUUCUAUUUCCAAUCCUUACAAAUCCAAAUGUAGAUUUAGAACACAAGACUUUGCAUUAUAGAUUCAGGGAGUUGUAUAUAUGUUACCAAUUUAUAUGUAGAUUUUGAUUCUACAUGUUUAGUAGCAGGUUCUGUUUCUUGCAACUAUGUAAUACAAAAGUCAAAUUGCUUCGUUCAUAUUUGUCUAUGUGUUUCAUAAUUGGAGAAUCAAGUAUGUCACAAAUACAAUCUUGUUUGUAAAUUUUCAACUCGUAUAUUCAACAUAGAAUUGCCUCUUAACACUUUGUCUAAACCAAUUUUUUUUUUAGUCGGCUCAUUCAUGUUGGUCGUUUUUGUGGAUAAGCUCAAGUCGAUGAUCACUCUACAACUUUAAUAUCUUAAUUACUUAAUUUAAUCACUUUGAUUUUCUAAUUAUUUUGGAAAUAGUGUCGUCAAUUCAUUACGCAAAUAUCAUACAUGAUAUCGAAUUUGUCUCUAAGAUAUACAUAUGCAUUGGAAUAAAAGUCACUUAAUCGUUACUAGAAUAAGAUACAUGUUUUCACUAACCACUAUAACCCUAUAUGUGAAACCAUUAAGAUAGUUCCCGAUAAGAAACCUCACAAUUGUUCUAUAUAAUAUUCUACUUCAUAUACAACAAAACCGGUCUUCAAGAAUAGACCUUUUUUGUGAGGCAACGGAUCCGGACACAACAUGGUAAUAUGCCCUUUUCCAUUAUUUAAAUUAUUAAUUAAUGUCUUAUAAGUAUUGACUUG